This is a messenger RNA of Gasterosteus aculeatus aculeatus (three-spined stickleback), 2489 nucleotides long. It is a transcript of the gene taf5, whose product is annotated as TAF5 RNA polymerase II, TATA box binding protein (TBP)-associated factor. Gene Ontology annotation, biological process: transcription initiation at RNA polymerase II promoter. The record is from RefSeq and is a predicted model, not a curated record. NCBI's taxonomy places the organism in Eukaryota, Metazoa, Chordata, Actinopteri, Perciformes, Gasterosteidae. Gene Ontology annotation, molecular function: protein binding; RNA polymerase II general transcription initiation factor activity. Gene Ontology annotation, cellular component: transcription factor TFIID complex.
CGCACAUGCGCAUUUCAUUUUUAAAAUGGCGGCCGUGCAAGGUGGUCCGGUAGACGCGGUCGAAGAAAAAGACAUAAAAACCGAACCAUCGAACGAUGGCUGCGGGAGUAACAGUACAAACGACGGGAGAGCGGCCUCCGCGUCCCCCGGCUCCGGGGCGCCGGCUGCGGGCGCCAAACCCGCGGCCGCAGCGCCGGAGGACCAGCAGACGCUGCUGGCGGUGCUGCAAUUCCUCAAAAAGAACAAACUGACCGAGUCCGUGGACAUUUUGCGUCGCGAAGCGGGAUUGCCGGAGGAUUCGCUCGAUCUGAAGGGGGCGGACUCGUCCGCGGCGGGUUCGGGUGGUGCCGCUGGUGGUGCCGCCGCUGGUGGUGCUGUGGCAGGCGGUGACUUGGGCGCCGCGGAUGCGAGCUCCCUUCUCAGCCGUGUGACCGCCUCAUCCUCCGCUGUCGUUCAGGCGCCAACUAAAGCUGCUGGCGAGGACCAGCCAGACGUCAACGUGGUGCUGUCCGCUUACAGCCAGCAGGGAGACCCAAAGCUGUACCCGGUUUACUACAACGGCCUGAAGAGGUUCAUAGAGUCCGUGUUGGACUGUCACCGGGCAGAGCUGUCCCAGGUCUUCUACCCGCUGUUCGUGCACAUGUACCUGGAACUGGUGUACAACAAUUACGAAAGCGAGGCCAAGGCGUUCUUUGAAAAGUUCCGCGGCGAUCAGGAGUGUUACUACGAGGACGACCUGCGGAUUCUGUCCAGCCUUUCCAAGCGGGAGCACAUGCGAGGCAACGAGACCCUGCUGGACUUCCGCACCAGCAAGUUUGUCCUGCGCAUCUCCCGGGACUCUUACCAGCUGCUGAAGAGGCACCUGCAGGAGCGCCAGAACAACCAGAUCUGGAACAUCAUACAAGAGCACCUGUACAUCGACAUCUUCGAUGGCAUGCCGCGCAGCAAGAGCCAGAUCGACGCCAUGUCCGGCAGCUUGGCCGGAGAGGCCAAACGAGAGGCCAACAAGGCCAAGGUUUACUACGGACUGCUGAAGGAACCAGAAAUUGAGCUGCCCCUUGAUGAUGAGGAUGAAGAGGCGGAGAACGAGGAGGGUAAACCGAAGAAGAAGAAACCCAAAAAGGACAGCGUGGGCUCCAAGAGCAAGAAACAAGACCCCAAUGCACCUCAACAGACUAGGAUCCCUCUUCCAGAACUGAAGGACUCCGACAAGCUGGACAAGAUCAUGUACAUGAAGGAGGCGACCAAGAGGAUCCGCCUGGGACCAGAGAACCUUCCCUCCAUCUGCUUCUACUCUUUCCUCAACGCUUACCAGGGUCUGACGGCAGUGGACUUCACGGACGACUCCAGCCUGAUCGCAGGAGGCUUCGCUGACUCCACGGUGCGCGUGUGGAGUGUCACGCCGAAAAAACUGCGCAAGGUCAAGUCUGCAGCAGACUUGAAUCUGAUUGACAAAGAGUCGGACGACGUGCUGGAGAGGAUCAUGGACGAGAAGACGGCCAGCGAGUUGAAGAUCCUGUACGGACACAGUGGGCCGGUGUACGGCAUCAGCUUCAGCCCAGACAGAAACUACUUGCUAUCGAGUUCUGAAGAUGGUACGGUCCGGCUGUGGAGCCUCCAAACGUUCACUUGUCUGGUGGGCUACAAAGGUCACAACUACCCAGUGUGGGACACCCACUUUUCCCCCCACGGGUACUAUUUUGUCUCCGGGGGACAUGACAGAGUUGCCCGUCUGUGGGCAACAGAUCACUACCAGCCACUGAGGAUAUUUUCCGGUCACCUCGCCGACGUGACUUGCACCCGCUUCCACCCCAACUCCAACUACGUGGCCACCGGUUCCUCUGACCGCACCAUCCGACUGUGGGACGUCCUGAACGGAAGCUGCGUGCGCAUCUUCACCGGCCACAAGGGUCCUAUACACGCGCUGGCCUUCUCCCCCAAUGGAAAGUUCUUGGCUUCGGGAGCCACUGACAGCAGAGUGCUUCUGUGGGACAUUGGUCACGGGCUGAUGAUUGGGGAGCUCAAAGGCCACACGGACUCCAUCUACUCACUGCGGUUCAGCAGAGACGGGGAGAUCCUCGCCUCCGGCUCAAUGGACAACACGGUUCGCCUGUGGAACGCUACGAAAGCAUUUGAUGAUUUGGAGACGGAUGACUUCACGGCAGCUACGGGACACGUCCAUCUACAAGACAACUCCCAGGAGCUUCUGCUGGGAACCUACAUGUCAAAAUCCACACCGGUCAUAAACCUUCACUUCACCCGCAGGAACCUGCUGUUGGCUGCUGGUUCCUACAAUCCAUGAGAGUUGAGUCCACAGGAGCGGAUUUAUUGCAGACAGCUCGUCGCCAUGACAAGUGCCAUUGUUGAUUGAAGACUUUUCCUUUUUUAUCACUGCCACGAGUACAGCUUUUUUCAACACUAGGCUAACAUCUCCGUAUUAUAGUAUUUUAUAUUGUUGUACACUGUAAAUAAAAAACAUGUUUUCUAUG